AUUAGAUAUUCGUUUGGGUUUGGUAGCUCCAACUUAGGUAGGUUUAUCCAAAAUGGACGCUUAUUAUCUGUAUUCAACUUGGUUAAGUUUUAAAUUAUUGAUUGUUUUAUAUUGAAAUUUCCGUUAUCCAGAUCGAAUUUGUAAUAUGUGAGGAUUCUACUGUUGCAGGAGAUAAAAAUCUUUGUUAGAUUAGAAUAACAAAUUGUUUAUUUAAUCAUCUUAACAAUGUAAACAGAACUUUUCUAUUAAUCUUGUUCAUUUUUUAAUCUCAGGAAUUGUGCCUAUUUAGUGACUAAAAUCUGAAAUAAUGGCUCGCAAGAGACGGUCUAGUAAAGUACCAGCUAAGCGCAAUAACAGAAAAAAAAGUGACAGUGACCAAAAUUCCAAUGGUGUUUCUGAUGAAAAUGAAGUGGAUAACAAACAAGAUUCUAAUUCCGAUGACCUUCAAAAUUCCUCAUCCAAUAGUACAAACAACGAAAAAAGUCAUAAACGUUUUGGUAAAUACCGUUGUCUUGAACGGAGGCAUAGUAGCAGUCAGGAUGAAGAAUGUGAAUAUAAUACCAAUGACUUAAUGCCACAAGAAAUUCAGGAUAUUGUUUUAGGGGAUGUGAAAGAUGUCAUUAUUAGUCAGGAUGACAUUGCUAAUGAUACUUGCCUGCAAGGUGAUGUCGAACAUGAAGAAGUUAUUGAAGAAACCAUUGAAUGUGAAAGCAGUGAUGUAUUAGAUGAUGUUGAUAUAAUUGCAGCUAGUGAAAUGGAUAUUAGGACAGGUAGUGAUAAUUUAGAUUUAAACGAUGGCAGUGAAACUGUAAUUAAGAGUGAUAUUAUUAAGGAUUUUGAAAAAAAUGUAAAUAUUUCGUCAUCUGUAGAAGUUGAUAGCUUAAAUGAACAGGAAUUGGUUCCUGAUGUAGAUAUGCAAAGUGCCAAAAAUUGUAUAAUUGAUUAUCAUGUGUUAAGUGGUAUCAGUGUCAAUGAGGACUUGAUUAAAACAUGUAAUUUAAAAAUAAAGGAAGAAGAAAAUACUGAUAAGAGUGUGACUGAAGAGAAUAAAAAGAAUGAUGAUAAGAAAAAAAAUGUUUCUGAAGAACCUCUCAGACGGAGCAAUAGAAUCCGUGUGAACAAAUCAAAUGAAGAGGAGUCAUUGAAGACUUCGAAUUUGAAUGAGAUGAAUUUACCUCCACCUGUACAACAGAGCAGUAUUUUUGACAUAGACAAACCAGUCAAAGUGAAGUCAAGAUGGCGACGAACAAGUGAACUUGAAAUGGGUGGUUCAAGCGGCUGUGGGCUAAACAGUGAUGGUGAACAGAAUACUACUUCAACAUUUAGUAAUCCAGAGUUGCCUCCGCUUGAUCCAGAAGUGGAGGAACGAUUGAAGCGCUUUGAAAUAAUCUCACACAACGUUUUCCUUACUCCAAGAUCCAGAAGUAAAGAGGCUAAAAGGAUGAUUUGUGAUUGUUCUUUAACAAAAGAGGAAAUCGCUAAAGGGGAAAUGGGAUGUGGCGAGGACUGUCUGAAUCGGCUUUUAAUGAUUGAAUGUGGUUCAAGGUGUAUUUUGGGUAGUCAAUGUUCCAACAAAAGGUUUCAGAAUUGUCAGUACACCAAAUGUCAAGUGAUAAAAACAGCAAAAAAAGGACUUGGACUCAUAACUACCGCUAACGUUGUGGCGGGAACAUUCUUAAUGGAAUACGUAGGUGAAGUUUUGGAUCAUAAAGAGUUCAGAAGAAGAGCUAAAGAAUAUGCCAAAGAGAAAAAUGCACAUUAUUAUUUUAUGGCAUUAAAAUCAGAUACAAUUAUUGAUGCAACUGUAAAAGGAAACAUCUCAAGGUUCAUCAACCAUUCGUGUGAUCCCAAUGCAGAGACUCAAAAGUGGACAGUUAAUGGUGAAUUAAGGAUUGGUUUUUUUAGCAAAAGACCAAUAGCUAAGGGCGAAGAAAUAACAUUUGACUAUCAGCUUCAAAGAUAUGGAAAAGAAGCACAGAAAUGCUAUUGUGAUUCAAGAAAUUGUCGAGGUUGGAUUGGUGAAGAUCCUGACAAAGAGAAAGAUCGUGAAAAAAAAGAUUGGAGUAAUAGAAAAGAAAGAAAAGAGAAAAAAAGAAAAGAAGAGAAGAGAAGGGAAUUGCGAGAAUUCCUAAAUGAUAUGGAUUUAGAAGAGGAAAUAGAAAAGUUAUCUGUUAGUGGAGUAAAAAAUCAAAAGCACACCCUAACCCUUAGCCGCCUGAUGGUGAGAGCUGAGGAUGAAAUGUCUCGCUAUCCACUACUGGAAAUUGCUCAAGCAGCUGAUCCUUGUUGCAAACGACUCUUCUUAGAUUAUCAUGGGUUGGGUCUUCUUUGGUCAUGGAUGAUAGAUACUCGUUCUUCUGCAAAACUUAGAUUUGAGAUACUCAACACAUUAGCUGUGCUGCCUAUAACAAAUAAAACAAUUUUGAAGGAUAGUAAAAUAUUAAGUGUUGUUGAAAAAUGGGCUAAGGUCUCAAGCGAAGAAUCUAAUGACAAUAAAGAAAGCAAUGAGACAGAUGAUUCUAGCCCUGGAGAAUGUUCUGUGGAUAGAACAAUAAAUGAAAAAGUUAUUCUUGAACAAGAUGAUGAGUUAGAAAGAAAUAUUGUUGCAAAAGCUACAGAGCUUCUAUCGUCCUGGACAGGUCUCAAAGAAGAAUUCAGGAUUCCUAAAAAGGAAAGGAUAGAACAGAUGAAAGAACAUGAAAGAGAAGCUAACAGAGGAUAUGUAGACCCACGAGAAAACUUGUCAUAUGAUAGGCAUUGGAGUUAUGAAAAAGAUGGACGACACCAUAGAGAAAAUGAAAAAGAUAGGUAUAAUCGAGAAGGUGAAAAGGAAUGCAAUAGUAGAUAUAACAGAGAUACUGAAAAGGAAGCAAGAUUUAACCGUGAGAGGAAACGAGGUAGAGACUCACCUCCUGAUUCUGGUGUGCCCGAAUGGAGGAAACAUAGACCUGGAGAUGAUAGGCACAAUGGCCCAACUAAUCGUCUUUCAAAAACUGAAAGAAGACAAUUAUUUGCAAUGAAGGUAGAGGAAGAAGAGCGGCAAAGGAAAAUGGAAUCAUGGGCAAAACAUCAAGCCCAAAUGCUUGUACCACCAGCUCCUCAAAUGGAUCAAAAUUUCUUUCAACAACCAUCUUUUCAUCCUCCUCCAGAUGGUGGAGACAUAGUAUUUGGUGGAUGUCCACCAUCAUUUCCUCCCCCAUUCAUGGCACAAUCACAGCCACCUCCUCCAUUUCUUGAAGGACCAUAUCCACCCCCUCAGCCACCUGGCUACCAUCCAUUUACACCUCAUCCUCCUAUAGCUCCUCCUUACAGAGCUCCUGUACCAUCCUAUCCUCCAUUUCCUUACAAUCCUCCUCAGGUCUAUACUACAGCUCCUGCUUUAUCUACCCCAGCAUUACCUGUUCCUACAUUACCUACUCCUACACCUGCAGUUCCUCUGUCUACUGCUCCUCCCCCACCUCCACCUCCUCCUCAGCAUGUCUGUAUUCGACUGCCACCCAAAUGGAGAUCUGCUAAAGACAAAGAAGGUCGUAUUUAUUAUUAUCAUACCAAAACUCGUAAAUCACAAUGGCUAAUUCCGACUGAAGAAACAGCACCACAGAUGUCAGAAUCAGAAUCAGAUUCUGAUGAAUCAACUGAAGAGGAAGAAUCAUCUUCUGAGGAAGAAGAAGAUGUAAAGGAUGAAGAUGAAUAUGAAGAAGGUUUUGAGGAUGAAGAACUGACUAACAAAAAAGAAGAGGAAGAGCAUCACUCUUCUGAAAUCUUAUUAGAAGAGACACGAAUCGAAGAUAUCCCUACUCCAAUUGCAAUAGUUGCACCACCAGCCCUUAAGAAAAGACGAGAAGGACUUGUUCAAGUCAACAUUAUUAGCCCAAGGGAUGAAGAAGAUGAUUAUCGAUGUGGUAUCAAAAAGAAACAAAUUCGUGAAACUAAAGAAAGGUUGGCUAAAGAAAAGAAGAAAUUACGUAGUGGAGGUGCUGCAAAAUGUGAGGCUGAUACUUCAGUAGGUCCCCGGCGCCGUAAAAAGGAUCUCUUCAGAGUACAAAUGGCUAAUGUUGUUGUUUCACUUCUUAAUCCAUACAGGAAAUCAGAUUGCAAAAUAGCUAGAAUAACAAAUACAGAAGAUUUUAAACAUCUAGCGAGGAAGUUAACUCAUUUUGUAAUGGUGAAGGAAUUGAAACAUUGUGCUUCUGUUGAAGAGUUGGAAUGCAAUGAAAAUGUGAAACAUAAAGCCAGAGACUUUAUCAGAAAGUAUAUGUCAAAAUUCGGUCCCAUUUAUAAAAGGUCACCUGAUGAUUAGAAGACAUUUUUCUUUAUAUGUACAUUUGUAAAUAAAUUGAUUAACCCUUCUUAUUAUAUUUCUUUCAAAUUAUGUACAGAUUUGGGUUUAAGUUGAGAACUGCUCUCAUAUGAACCUCUAUGUUAAUAUUUUGAUUAAUUUUAUUAUUAAAAUUCAGUCAGUGUAUGUUUUGUAAAUGAAUAUUGUUAAUUUAAACAGAAGAAUUUCAACUUGUUUCCUUUGUGAAUUAUUGUAGUUUAUUUUUUAUUUGUUUAUAGUGAUGUAAUAAGUAAAUAUGUAUAUAUUUAUAUGUUUCCUUAAAAUAGGAUGUAAUUUUUGUUCAUAUUGUUGAAUUUUAUUGUUUUUUGUUUUUUUUUAUUUAUUGAAAGUUAUUUGUAGAUACAAACAAAAUUGUUUAUCUAAUAUAACUUGGUCAAAGUUUCAUUUGUUUACAUUCAUAUUACAAGCUUAAUUCCUUACAAUUAAUGCUGUGAUUCCUACACCACUGUCACUUUUGGGCCUAUUAGUAAAUAUCACUGUAGUUUUCUAAGAAUUGGUGAUAAUUACUUCAAUAAUCUCUAUGGAAAUAAACAUGUUCCUGUUUA
This is a messenger RNA of Nezara viridula (southern green stink bug), 4884 nucleotides long. The record is from the annotation of a GenBank genome assembly. NCBI's taxonomy places the organism in Eukaryota, Metazoa, Arthropoda, Insecta, Hemiptera, Pentatomidae.